Astrephomene gubernaculifera is the source of this 4222-nucleotide messenger RNA. The record is from the annotation of a GenBank genome assembly. Lineage: Eukaryota; Viridiplantae; Chlorophyta; Chlorophyceae; Chlamydomonadales; Astrephomenaceae.
UGCCUUCGUUAUAACUUGACACACUUACCACUAAGGUAUCCCACGCUACUCGUCAAAAUAUUACCAGGCCUGCAUCCUUGGCUAAAUUCGUUGUCCAGAAUCGCCUGCAAAGUGAUAUUCUUAAGUGUUACUCGUUAAGCUUCAUUGUCUGCCAUGGGGCGAAGGAGGAAGAAGGGACCCACCUUCGUAGCGAGCGAGGCAAUUGAGUUUCCAGCCCUGCCGCCUGAGCCGGGUUUCGAAGCUGCCUACGUGCAGAUCGGCGGCGUGCGGAUUACCAACCAGGGCUUGGGGCGCCCCAGACAGCCUUCCCGACCACCACAGCAACAACAACAGCAGCAACAGCAGCGACGCCGGCAAGCUUGGCAGCAACAGCAACCGUCUCAUCAGCGCUUCAGGUCCGCAUCAGCUGCUGCUGCUGCUGCCCGGAAUGACGGCGGCAGUAGCAGCAGUGAGUACGAUGACGAUGAGGGCUGUAGCAGCGGCGGCGCCUCUUCCCUGGACUCCGACCUCGCCGACUACUUGGGCAACAUCCUGAGGGCAGCGGGCGGCGGCGGCGGUGGCGGCGGAGAGGGUGAUGAAGAGGAGGAGGUGGAAGGGGAUGAUGAUGAUGAUGAGGAGGAGGACGAGGAAGAGGACGACGAGGAGGAAGGGACGGAGGGAGAAGAGGGGGAUUUCGAAGAUGAAGAGGAGGAAGAGGAUGAAGAGGAGGGGGUGCGGAGCGACGAUGCGAUGCUAGGUCGGCUGCUGCGGGGCUUUGCGGGUCGGGAGCUGGGGGGGCUGGAUCCGCAGGGAGGAGAGGACGAUGAUGAUGAGGAGUACGGCGGACAGGGCGGCAACCUGUACGAAGUUCUGCUGGCGUCAGGAAGCUCCGGCGGCAGCGACAGCGAGGAGGAUGCAGCUGCUGGUCCGCGCUUCCGCCGCCGCCACCGCCGUAGCACCCCCGGCGCCCCCUCCUCCCCCUCCCUGGGCUACUUCUACGAGAUCCGGCUGCGGGAUGACGGCAGCGAGCAGAUGGUGGUGGUGGCGGCGGAGGGGCAGCAGCAGCUGGAGCCGACGGGGCCCGCGGGGGCUGUCGUACAAGGCGGCGGCGGCGGUGGUGCCAUGGAUGCCGUACGAGACGGCGUCAGCGAGGAAGGGGAUGCCGCAGCUGCUGCUAUGGCGUCCGUACCAUCCGCAGCGGCAGCCGGGGCGCAGCAGGAGGAGGCGUCAGCAAGGGGCGGUGAGGGCGGGCGAAUCGUGAACCGUUUUCCGUUUAUGAUGCGGACGAGGGAGCAGGUUCGAGCGGCGGCGGCAGCGGCGGCGGCGGAGUUCAUGGCGGCGAGUGCGAGUGGCGGCGCAACGCCCGCAGCGCCCAACCGCUCGGGGCGCGCCUCUGGGUCUAGGGGGGAGCAGCAGCAGCGCAGCGCGGUGAAGGGCGCGUUGGGCGGCGCGCUCCGGCCGGGGGAGAAGAAGCAGUUGCGGAAGGAGAAGAUCAAGGCCAAGCGCUCAGCACGUGAGGCCGCUCGCGGGUUCGACGUGGUGCGGCUGGCAGGUCGUCUGGCGGACUUUGUGGGCGGCGAGGGGGACGUGCUGGCGCUGGAGCCGCUGGGGCCGCUGGGCACCCGGGUGGCGCAAGCGCUGGCGGGGGUGUACGGACUGAGACACUCGGUGCAGGGCAGCGGCAAGAAGCGCUUCCUGCUGCUGCAGCCCACCGACCGCACCCGCGGGCUGGACGACACGACGCAGGCAAAGGUGGACCAAAUCGUGGCGGCGGAGGUGGCCAGGCAGCGGCGGGGCGCGGCGGCGGGCGGAGGCAUCGGGCCGGCGGGCAUGGCGGCGCAGGACGUGACGGCGGCGACGGUGGCGGCGGCGCGACGGGGUGGCCGGAGGGCUGGCGGCGGCGGCGGAGGUGCAGUUGCCGCCACACGCGGCAGUCGGGGCAAGGGCGGCGGAGGUGGUUACAGCCAGCCAGUUGCGUUCGUGCGGAGCGGUGUGCAGCACGACAGGCGCAGCGGCAGCAGCAGCGGCAGCAGCAGUGACAGCGGCGAUGAAGGCAAUGGUGAUGGUGAUGAGGGUGGUGACGAUGACGUCAUGAUGCGGGAGAUAGCGGCGGAUGAGGCGGCGGCGGGGAUGGAGGUUGAGGAGGAGGAGGAGGGGAGCGGGCACGCGGGACUGGGCCUGGGAGCCGCGGACUCGCAGCAGCAGCAGCAGCAGCAGCAGCGGGAGUGGCUGUCGGCGGCCUUUGGGGGCCUGGGCUUCAGGCCCUGCACCGCCGCCGCAGCGGACCUGUCACCCGCCGCCCCCCUCGAGCCACUGCACCACCACCACCACCACCACCACCACCACCAGCCAGAGCCCGCAAUGGAGCACACGGGGGCGGCGGAGGAAGCGCAGGCGGCCGGACCCGCGGCCCUGAGGGCGGCAACGGCAACAACCACUGCAUGCACAACGGAGGCGGUAACGGCGGCGGUAGCGGAGGCGGAGGCGGUAGCGGACCUUCAUGCAGCCGACCCCGCUGCCCAGGCCGCUGCGUCGGAGGGUGGUGGAGGCGGUGAGGGAGCAGCAGCAGCAGCAGCCGGGGUAGAGGGCGGGCCGGUGGUGGUGUCGUCAGGAGGUGUGUCGUACUUUCGGGCGCACUUUUGCCUGGGCCCCGGGUACGAAGCUGAGGAGCCGCAGGUGCAGCGGCAUGAUCCGACCCAUGGGUCAGCAGCGGCGGCGGCUGCAGCAGCAGCGGCGGCAGGUCUUGUGUUUGGGCACACGGGGUUAGGGUUUCUGUCCGCGUCUGGGGGGCACCAGCACAGGCACGGAGGUGUGGGUGCGGGGGCGGGGUGUCGGAGGAGGGGCAUGGGCGCCUUGGGCGGCCAGCAGGAGGAGGAAGAGGAGGCGGGGAAGGGGGAUCCUGGAUCGCAUGCGGUCGUGUUGAGGGAGGAGGAAGAGGCGGUGGAGGAGGAGGAGCAGGAGGCAGAUGGCGGGGGUUGGAUGAAGGACCGCCGCCGGAGAGGGCCCCCCCGCGGUGGGAAGAAGGGCGGCAAGGGGGCUGGCAGGGGGGAGGGUGGCGGGCGGGGCGCCCGGACGCCUGGUGCUGGGGGGUUCCCCGCAGCUGCGGCAGGGGCGGCUGCUGGCGAGCUGGGGAGAACGCUGCAGCAGGUCAAGGCGGCAGGCAAUAGGGCCGCGAAGGAGGCUCGCCGACUAGAGCGUCGACAACAACAACAGCAAACACCCCUCCCACAACCGCAGCACCAGCAUCAACCCGGACAACCCAUUGGGGCACCACUAACGCCUCCAGCGACCACCACUCGGACCACAUACGCCUCCGCAUCAACCACUGCCACCGCGGCAGCAGUCCCGGCAACCGCCCCCGCCAAGCUGAGCUACGAGUACGGCUCCUUCGAGCGGUACGGCAGCGGUAUCGGUUCGCGGUUGAUGGAGCGAAUGGGCUGGUCGCCGGGGGACGGGCUGGGGCGCGCGCGGCAGGGCCGGGCCGAGCCCCUCCGCACCUUCAUUCGACCCAAGAGCCUGGGGCUGGGGGCGGACGGGUAGGGAGGAGGAGGAGCUGCUGGGUUGUGCUGGGUGCCCUGGUCCUGUUGGAUCGCGGCGCUGGCAAGCAGCAUGAUGGUGCGAGCUGGCGGCGGUGUUGCUCGGUGGGGUUGCGAGGGGUGUGGAUUGGGGUGGUAGGCAGCUUUCGAGGUGUAGCUGGCAGGACAGCAGUAGAGUGUGUGUUAAAAUAACUGGCCGCGAAGAGAAACGUACUGUGAUUGCCGAAAGAUGAAGUCUAGAGUGUGUGGUAGGCGGCGGCGUAUGGAAGGCUGAUGGGAAGGCAGUGUUGACGAAUGAUAUGGUGUUUCGCUGGAACCGCGCUGGGGUUAGUCGGCUGGUGGGAGACUUGCUAGCUUUGUACAUGUAAGAGAGCGGUAGACGAGCAGUUGGGUGGAACGAGUGUGUCAUUACGGCGAUGUGUAGCUUAGCUUAGGGUUCUCCUUGCGAGGUGUACAAUAGAGACUGGGGUGGUUCAGUGACACCAGAGGUUCGGUUCGUGGUUGUUGUUGGUUGUUGUGCGGUUGCGGUUGCUUCCUUCAUUGUUUGUACAGCCGGUUAGCCGCAAGAGGCGCUCAUUGGGAGGUAGCCCUAGCAGGAAGGGCGGUGGGUGCAACAACCCAUUGUCUCCCUGGGUCUAACUGUAUAGAAGCUGUAGGGUGACCUGGAGGCAUGCGAUGGUUGGAUGAAGGCAUCCGACACAUGCUGG